AUGUUCUCAGAAACGUCAAGGCAUUCAGUUAUAUUGGAGGUUUGUGUCGAUUGUGUUGAUUCGGCAUUAAACGCCGUCACCGGUGGCGCUCGAAGACUUGAGUUAUGCAGCGCUUUAGGCGAGGGUGGGCUGACCCCUACAACGGGUUUACUUAAGGCUGUAAAGCUUAUCCUGAAAGAUCAACCAGUGCCCAUAAUGUGUUUGAUCCGAUGUAGGGCUGGAGGCUUCGUCUAUUCAUCGGAGGAGGUGGCUCUCAUGAAGGAUGAUAUUAAUGCCCUUAAGGAAGCUGGAGCGGAUGGAUUUGUUAUAGGCGCCUUGAAGAAGGAUGGUGCGAUAGAUGUUGAUGCUUGUCUUCAAUUACGUGCGGUGUGCGGAGAACUUCCUGUCACUUUCCACAGAGCAUUCGACUAUUGCAAGGAACCUCUUUUAGAGUCUCUGGCAAAAGUCAAGCAAGUUGGCUGUGACAGACUGCUCACAUCUGGUCGUGAAAAAGACGUCGUUGCUGGUAUAUCCACAUUAGCUGACCUCUGUAGCGCAGCCUGCGCUCAUGGACUAAUUAUUAUGCCCGGAGGCGGUGUCCGAGUGGAAAAUAUUCCGCUUUUGCGCGAGAGAAUUCAAGAUCGUGCUGAAAGUAUUGCCAAACAAAGCCGCCACGAUUACGAGCGCGUCAAUAUGGAGCUGUCGACGUUGCGCGAAAGUAUCCAAAGUCGGCAUGAGGCGUACACCAACGAAAAACUCGAGUUUCAAAACUACAUACAUGAAGUCGAAGGUAAGGUGAAACGACUACAAGAAAGCGAGGUUGAAAAACAGAGGUUGCGGCAAACUUUAAAGGAGUGCGAGGCACAGAUUGAUGACUAUAAACGUAGCGAGCGAGCUCACAAGGAAGAGAAGGAGCGUCUAAAGACACGCAACGAUGAAUUACAGAUGAAAUUGGGAGAGAUGGAACGCACCGAACGAAGUUUACGCACAUUGCAGGCAGGUAACACACAGGAAAGUAGCGAACUUAGGGCCAAAUUGCAGCAUUCAGGACAUGCACACAAGGCCGAAGUGGCAGCGCUUCGCAGCGAGUACGAAGGCAAACUCGACAUUAUCGCAGGCGAACUUGACUCUAUGCAAGGCCAAAUCAUCUCCCUGGCGAAAGAGCGGGAUAACCUAAGAGAACAGCUUGAAGAAGCCAAGAAGGAACUAAAUCGGCUAAAAGGCAACGCUGUGCGCGAUGAACGCAUAAAGAGCCGAGAGGCCGCAGAACAUGCGUUCAAGAAGAUGGAGGAACUUCGUUUUCAAGCUCAGGAAAUCAAAAACCAACUAGAUUAUGCACUUUCAGAGAACAGGAAAAUGAGAAUUCAAAUAGAUGCAGACAAAUCAUCCUUCGAAAUUCAAGUGGCAACUUUAAAGUCUAAACUUAACCAGUAUGAGGAGGCCAAGCUGUUGGAAACAUCUCGCGGCAGUAACAAACUGUAUGCGAAAACACGGCUCGAGUUGGCCUGGGAGAAGGAACGACAAGAUCAGCAAAAGGUCCUUCAUGAUGCCCAGAGGAUCUUGCGCGACCUCAAAGAACGUCUUCUGCGCGCUGAACAUGAGCGUGAGCAGCACCGUGAGCUUCUCAAUAAACAAAUGCAGAAGCAGAUGAGCGAGCUUAGCGAAGACCAGAUUACGAAAGAGCUUCUUGACUUACAAGCUGAAUUGGACGAAGCCAAAGAGAACAUGCGUCGUCUGCGACACCACUAUGAGCGUUCGAGGAAAGAACGCGAGCGGCUCACGAAUGAGCGCGACGAAUAUAGAGCGAAGACCCUAUGCAUGAAUGAGGUACACUCAGAGACAAGUCACAUGGCUCAAGACUUCGCUCGGCUAGUCGAAAUGAUUCAAGCCGACGGGGAUUCAGCGAAAUCGCGGCCAUUGCGACCAAAUAAUCGCGAGCAAAUUCGGGCUGAGCUACAAAAGCUUGUUGGUCGAAUGGAAUCCAUUACGAAACUGACCUCGCCAGCGGCACAGAUUGCUCGGAACCAAUCAUUCAAACGUGCUGUGAGCGCGUCAGACGUCAGUCAGGCAUUACCAUUCAUCAGGGCACCUCCACGCACCAAAUCGAAGAAAGCAAUGUCACUUGGACAGGGCUUUGGUUCUGAUCAGAAGCUUUGGGCGGGUUCGGGCGACAGCCUCGCAUCAGGUAUUUCUCCAGCUGGGUCGCAAACUUCUUUACAGCGACAUGCCACUGGCUACGAUAGCGAUGCCUCUAUUGUGUCAGCACCGGCUCACCAUUAUGGCAAACCUGGGGUGAGCUUUGAUUCAGACAACGAUUUGAAUCAGGUGUCGGAUUCCGAAAGUUUACCUGGCCACAAAAUCGUACGUAAGAAAACUCUCAAAGAGCGUAUUAUGGGAAUGAAGUCGUCGAUGUCAAGGUUGGACGUUACACCUGAUCGAGAAUGUAGAGCCGGCUCGCUGUCUCGCACAUCAUCAAGCGAGGCACCUAAAAGUGUCCUUAAGUACGCUACCCCAAAACGGACCGGUUCAAAUAGCUCCUUUACUGAGACUCAGGUUUAAUUAAAACGAUUGCUAAAAUUAUGGAUUUUGUUUAAAAGCUCUAUCGUUCCAUAAAUGGCUUCUGCAACUGUAUAUAAUUACUACUACUUUAUUGUAAAUAAUCUGUGUAGAAAAUAAACUCUAGUUAA
This is a messenger RNA of Varroa destructor (honeybee mite), 2666 nucleotides long. RefSeq lists its product as uncharacterized. Lineage: Eukaryota; Metazoa; Arthropoda; Arachnida; Mesostigmata; Varroidae. The record is from RefSeq and is a predicted model, not a curated record.